GUAAAACUAAGCAUGAAAUCAUGAGAGCUCUUUCCAAUUCCCUGGAGAGGAAUUCAGCAUAAACUCAAUUUUGUUCCCAUUAUAACGUGUGAAAUCUAUUUCAGGCUGAGAAGGUGAUAGAAAGCCCUUCUUGCUGGACUUCUAUGCUACUUUGCGUAAUAUUGAUUUAUUUCUCAUCUAUUAGAUUAGGCCACACGUUGAGGGUAUGGUCUAUUGUCAUAUUUAUUUUUGUGGAAGGAUUGCACACUGGGAAUAAAUAGUAGGUGCUUAAUAAAUGCGUGGACCACUUCCAAUGAUAUAAAAUGCUUUACAAUACAGAAAUGAGUAUUACCACUAUUCUAUUAUUAGCAAAGUUUCUGAUUCCUUAGGGGUACCUGCAUUUCGACUUUGUGUAUCCUUCUUGGCAGACACGUCAGCUACAUGGGACAAGACAACCACACAAGUGUAUCAGAAUUCCUCCUUCUGGGACUUUCGGAGAGACCAGAGCAACAGUGGCCCCUCUUUGGACUCUUCCUGAGCAUGUACACGGUCACCAUAGUUGGGAACCUGCUCAUCAUUCUGGCCAUUUAUUCUGACUCCCACCUCCACACCCCCAUGUACUUCUUCCUUUCCAACCUGUCCAUCGUGGAUCUGUGUCAGGCAUCCACCACAACGCCUAAGAUGUUGAUAAAUAUCCUGACGCACAGCAAGGCCAUCCCCUACGCUGGCUGCCUCAUCCAAAUGUAUUCUUUUCAUCUGUUUGGAACUAUGGACAGCUUUCUCCUUGCCGUGAUGGCCUAUGACCGUUUUGUGGCCAUCUGCCACCCACUGCGCUAUGCGACCAUCAUGAGCCCUCAGCUCUGCAUCCUGUUUGUAGGGGGACCUUGGGGUAUCACCAACCUUCAGUCGGUGGUGCACACCUCCCUGAUGGCAAAGUUAACCUUCUGCGCAGACAACAAAAUCCCCCACUUCUUUUGUGACCUCAUGCCCCUGCUGAAGCUCUCCUGCUCUGACACCCACAUCAAUGAGCUGGUGGUUUUAGUCUUUGGCAUCUUCAUGGGCAUAAGUCCCCUGGUGUGCAUUCUUCUCUCCUAUAUCUGCAUUUUCCGUGCUGUUCUGCGGGUCCCCUCCGCUGAGGGAAAACGCAAAGCCUUCUCCACCUGUGGUUCUCACCUCACUGUGGUCUUACUGUUUUAUGGGACCAUUUUUGCGGUGUACCUGCAGCCCUCAGGACCCACUUCCCCGGAGAAGGACAAGGCAGCUGCUGUGAUGUGUGCAGUGGUCAUACCCAUGCUGAAUCCCUUCAUCUACAGCCUGAGAAAUAGGGACAUGAAGGGGGCUUUAAGGAAACUGAUCAGCAGAACACCAUCCUCACAGUAA
This is a messenger RNA of Vombatus ursinus (common wombat), 1359 nucleotides long. Its product is annotated as olfactory receptor 1I1. NCBI's taxonomy places the organism in Eukaryota, Metazoa, Chordata, Mammalia, Diprotodontia, Vombatidae. The transcript has a single exon. Gene Ontology annotation, biological process: G protein-coupled receptor signaling pathway. The record is from RefSeq and is a predicted model, not a curated record. The coding region runs from base 421 to 1359 and encodes 312 amino acids. Gene Ontology annotation, molecular function: G protein-coupled receptor activity; olfactory receptor activity. Gene Ontology annotation, cellular component: membrane.